Messenger RNA from Prunus persica (peach), 1812 nucleotides. Its product is annotated as squamosa promoter-binding-like protein 9. The transcript is spliced from 4 exons. Bases 458 to 1609 code for a protein of 383 amino acids. Gene Ontology annotation, molecular function: DNA binding. The record is from RefSeq and is a predicted model, not a curated record. Gene Ontology annotation, cellular component: nucleus. NCBI's taxonomy places the organism in Eukaryota, Viridiplantae, Streptophyta, Magnoliopsida, Rosales, Rosaceae.
UUUGAGAAAGGAGAAGAAAGUUUUGUUAAAAACGACAGGUGAGAGUUAUAAUUGUCAAGCCCGUAAAAGGAGCUUCUUGUAAAGCUGAGUGCUUCUGAGAGAGAGAACUCCAUUAAAGUACACACUACCCAUUCAUCCAUCUCUCUCUGUUCUGCGUUUGGCUCCAUUAUUUUUGUACCUCUCUCUCUCAGAGACAAAUUACACAAACAAAAUCUCUCUCUUUCUCUCUCCGAGAGGCUCAGAGCUGGCAUGGGCCAUUGUCAGGUCCCUGCUUUUCACUAUCCCUCCACAUUCACCACCUUUAUUACUCUCUCACUACCGCUUCUUUAGAAAGAGAAACUGACCUCUCUCUCUCUCUCUCUCUCUCUCUCUCUCUCUCUCUCAUACAUAUAUAUAUAUAUAUUGAGGCACAUUCAUGACCCCAAAAAACAUUAUAAAUGCACUGUAGAGGUCAACCAUGGAAAUGAGCUCGAGCUCUAUGACCGAGUCAGGCAGCUCAUCUUCCUCUUCCCCACCAAACUCCUCCACUGAGUCACUCAACGGCUUAAAAUUUGGCCAGAAAAUCUACUUUGAGGAUGCGAGUCUCGGAGCUUCAUACAAAUCCGGGUCUGCCGGGUCUUCUUCUUCUUCUGGGGCUACCCCGCCAAAGAAGCAAAGGGCCGGGCAUUUGGCUCAUCCGGGUCAGCCACCCAGGUGCCAGGUUGAAGGCUGCCAGGUAGAUCUGAGUGAUGCCAAAGCUUACUAUUCCAGGCACAAAGUGUGUGGCUUGCACUCUAAGACCCCUAAGGUCAUUGUUGCUGGUCUUGAACAGAGGUUUUGCCAACAGUGUAGCAGAUUUCAUCAGCUUCCUGAAUUUGACCAAGGAAAACGUAGUUGCCGUAGACGCCUGGCUGGUCAUAAUGAGCGCCGGAGAAAGCCACAACCUGGAUCCGUAUCUACGCGUUUUGGCCGACUUUCUUCGUCUCUCUUUGAAAACAGCAACAAAGUUGGAAGCUUUCUGAUGGACUUCACUGCAUACCCAAGGCCUGCUGACAGGGAUGCAAGGGCGACCACGAGAACUGAGCGAGUACCUGUUAAUCAAAAUGCCAAUGGCACGGGGAAGUUUCUUCAACAUGCAUGGCAGAGCAACUCUGUUACUACAUCCGGCCGUUAUCUACAGGGUUCAGCAGGCGGGACUAGUUAUCCUGAUCCUGGAAUUCCUCCUCGAGAAUGCAUCACAGGAAUCGCUGACUCAAGCUGUGCUCUCUCUCUUCUGUCAAAUCAACCAUGUGGCUCUCGAAACCGAGUAUCGGGUGUUGGGAUGAAUGCCUACUUGAAUACCUGGAUGAACACCCAAGGGGUAACUGUGGCUCAACCAAUGGCUCAUGCUGGGACUUCCAAUCACUUUCCAACCACUUCGUGGGGUUUCAAGGGAAAUGAGGCUGGUAGCAGCUCACACGAGAUGCUUCCCAAUCUGGGUCUCGGUCAAAUCUCACAGCCUCUCAGUAGUCAGUACUCUGGUAUGCUUGAGCUGUCUCAACAGAACAGGAGGCAGCAGCAGCACAUGGAACUUGGACACACCAGGGCCUAUGACUCCUCCACCAACCAGCAGAUGCACUGGUCACUUUAAAAGGGGUCCCUCAUUCUCUAGUUCUUGUGGAUGCCUUAGUGUGACUUUAAAAACUUUGGAACUUUUCUUGCAGGUUUUUAUGUCUUGUUGGGUAGCAACCCAAACUGAUCAUGCUUUGUAUGUUAAGACUACGAAUAUCGUAAUCUAGGUUAGCCUCGAAGGCUUGAACUGUCUACCUAGUAAUAAAGCUACGAUUUGGAUGA